Messenger RNA from Colletotrichum acutatum, 951 nucleotides. Its product is annotated as S-adenosyl-L-methionine-dependent methyltransferase. The transcript has 9 exons. The record is from RefSeq and is a predicted model, not a curated record. Gene Ontology annotation, molecular function: methyltransferase activity. The coding region runs from base 1 to 951 and encodes 316 amino acids. NCBI's taxonomy places the organism in Eukaryota, Fungi, Ascomycota, Sordariomycetes, Glomerellales, Glomerellaceae.
AUGCCUCCGUUUCUGGGUUAUACCGCCUCGUUAUCCUCGAGUGUCGUAGACUACCCCAUCGAAUACGGACGUCGCUAUCAUGCUUUCCGACCAGGAUCGUACAAAUUCCCUAAUGAUGAGUCUGAAAUGGACAGGCUCGAUUUGGCCCAUGCGAUGAUGGUCAAGGCGAUUGGCAGCAGGCUGUAUAAUGCGCCACUGGAGAAGGAAAAGGUGCAGAGGAUUCUUGAUAUUGGCACGGGGACUGGACUUUGGGCCGUGGAAAUGGGCGACGUCUUUGAGAACGCAGAGGUUCUCGGCAUUGAUCUGAGUCCCAUCCAGCCGGAAUGGGUUCCCCCAAACGUCAAAUUCGAAAUCGACGACAUCGAAAGCCCGUGGGUCGACAACAGAAAAUACGACUUCAUCAUGUGCCGGUACAUGGUCGCCUCCAUCAAGGACUGGCCCGGUCUGAUCAAGAACAUCUUUGACCACCUAAACCCAGGAGGCUGGGUCGAGUUCCAAGACGUAAACACACAAUUCUACUCCGACGACGACACCUUCUCCAAAGACUCCGCCACCGCCCGCUGGAUGGCCGGCUUCGCGACCGCCUGUAAAGGAAUGGGCCGCGACACCGACGUCGCACCGACCCUCGCCUCCCUCUUGCGCGAAGGCGGCUUCCCCUCGGAACUCGUCCACGCCCGCCGCAUCAAGGCGCCGCUGGGCCCCUGGGCAAAAGACCAGUUCUACAAGGACCUGGGCAUGAUGAACCUGAUCCUCACGAUUGACGGACUCGAGGCGCUCUCGCUGAAGUUGUUUGCGGAGCUGUUGGGGCGCACGCAGGAGGAGAUUCUGGUGGAGACCGCUGCUGUGAGGAAGGAGUUGAAGACGGGUGCUUUUGGGGCUUUUCACGCCAUGUUUGAUAUUUACAACGUGUAUGCGCAGAAGCCGUUGGAGACGGAAGAUACUACUCAGUGA